Messenger RNA from Trematomus bernacchii (emerald rockcod), 5377 nucleotides. It is a transcript of the gene xpo6, whose product is annotated as exportin 6. Gene Ontology annotation, biological process: protein export from nucleus. The coding region runs from base 705 to 4163 and encodes 1152 amino acids. Gene Ontology annotation, molecular function: small GTPase binding; nuclear export signal receptor activity. The record is from RefSeq and is a predicted model, not a curated record. The transcript is spliced from 24 exons. NCBI's taxonomy places the organism in Eukaryota, Metazoa, Chordata, Actinopteri, Perciformes, Nototheniidae.
UUACGAAGCGAACCCUGUAACCAGCAGCGAGCUAGCUGUAUCUUUGAGCCGCCCUAAGCACUGAGAAGAGGGAAUAACAGGAACAAGAGCGCAGAGUAUUAUAUAUGUAUUGUUUUUACAAAUGUGCCCGAUGUAUUGUGUGCAUAUUCACCCGCUGUGAAAUUACUAACGGGAAAGGCAAGUUAACAACACAUGUCUAUGUUUGACAGCUAGCAAAUAAUGCCUUCAUCUUUCUAGAAGAGCUAGCGAGUUAGCCAUCCGCUGCAACGCUAGCAGCUAGCUUCGAGCUAUAGAAAGCUAAUUAACGUUGCACAUUUCUCCGGUGCUUGAGAUAGAUGUUUCACAGAAACAGCGGUUUGUUAUCUUACUCAACGGUAAAUGCAUUUCAACGAGAAUGCCGCUAACUGACCAAUUCGACGUAGCCCUUUCAACCUGAAGCCUAUAUGCUUGGUAGGCGUUUUAUUCUGAUUUCUAGUGAAAUGAAUUCAGUGUUGUUAUUGUAAGUAAAGUCAGCGACGCCAACGAUUUCUAGCUUGUCGUGUGUAGACUAGCAGACCAUGAUGAGCCCCCUCUGCGGUCACGUUAGCCAGCAACACCAUAGCUAACGUUAGCUACACACUUGGCUAGCUAAAGGGGUAAUGUUGUCUUAUAACUAAUUAAUCCGUGAAAGAGUAAACUGAAGCAAGCAUCUGAGCCAGCUAAACAUGGCUUCAGAGGAGACAUCGCUGCGUGCACUGGAGGGCCUAAUGACCGAGUUCUUUCACAGCUGCACAACUAAUGAGAGAAAAAGAGAAAUAGAAGAGCUGCUGAAUAACUUUGCACAGCAGACUGGAGCAUGGCGCCACUGCUUGUUCUUUCUCUCCAAUACUCGGAAUGAGUAUGUCAUGAUGUACAGCCUCACAGUAUUUGAAAACCUAGUGAACAAAAUGUGGAUCGGCGUUGCUUCACAAGACAAGAUGGAGAUUCGCAGCUGUCUGCCUAAACUCCUACUUGCACAGCACAAAUUGGUGCCCUAUUUUAUCCGUAACAAACUGUGCAAAGUCAUUGUGGACAUUGGUCGCCAGGACUGGCCAAUGUUCUACCAUGAUUUCUUUACAAACACACUUCAGUUGAUCCAGUCCCCAGCUCUGUCUUUGUUGGGGUUGGUGAUGUUGAAAACGACAUCAGAGGAACUUGCGUGUCCUAGAGAAGACCUCAGUGUCUCCAGAAAAGAUGAGCUACGUAAACUGCUGCUGGAGCAGGUACCCACAGUGCUUGGAUUGUUGACGGGUAUCUUGGAGACCUAUUGGGACAAGCACAGUGUCAUAGCUUCAACGCCGCCUCCCUCACCCACCUCAGGGGAAAGUGUGGAAUUGCUGGGCAAUUUGUUUCAGGGCAGUCAGUACUCAAAGCUGCUGUGCCAGCCCAUGGCGGCGCUGGACAAUGAGAGUCAGCAGCUCUGUUGUCUGGUGUUGGAGUGUUUAGCUCACCUGUUCAGCUGGAUCCCUUUGUCCACAAGCAUCACACCCACCCUGCUGGCAUCCAUUUUUCAUUUUGCACGUUUUGGUUGUGAUAUUCGGACAAAGGCCAAGACAGGAUGCUUCAUCUCCUCAAACUCAUCCUCUUCUAACGGUCAGCUUAAUCCUGGGACAAUGCCCCCCACAUCAAAUGGAGGCGGGCGAAACGGAGAGCAGACGGAGGGCAGCAAGGUGGACCGAGCCCGGCUUGGGGUGCUCGCUAUGACCUGUGUCAAUGAGCUUGUCUCAAAGAACUGUGUGCCAAUGGAUUUUGAGGAGUACCUGCUGCGCAUGUUCCAGCAGACCUUCUUCCUCCUGCAGAGGCUGACACGAGAGAAUAACGCUCAUACAGUCAAGACCCGCCUACAGGAACUUGAUGAGAGUUACUUGGAAAAGUUCACCGAUUUUCUGCGCCUCUUUGUUAGUGUUCACUUGAGGCGGAUUGAGUCCAGUCCUCAGUUUCCAAUUGUAGAGUUUCUUGGCCUGCUUUUCAAGUACACCUUCAACCAGCCUACCCAUGAAGGCUACUUCGCCUGUUUGGAUAUAUGGAGCGUCUUUUUGGAUUUUCUAACAACCAAAAUCAAAAGCAGACUCGCUGACAGAGAAAGUGUUCUGAAUAGGUACAAAGAUGCCUUAGUUCUUCUGUUAAGGGAAGUUCUGAAUCGCAUCCAGUUCAGAUACAAUCAGGCCCAGUUAGAAGAGCUGGACGAUGAGACGCUGGAUGAUGACCAACAGACUGAGUGGCAAAGGUACCUGCGUCAGAGUCUGGAGGUGGUUGCCAAGGUGAUGGAGCUGCUCCCAUCCCAUGCAUUCACUACUUUGUUUCCAGUGCUCCAGGAUAAUUUGGACGUAUACCUUGGUCUGCAGCAGUUUAUUGUCACCACUGGAACAAGUCGGAGGCUGAAUAUCUCUGCAGAGAACGAUUGCCGUCGCCUGCACUGUUCUCUCCGGGACCUCAGCUCCCUCCUGCAGGCUGUGGGCCGCCUGGCGGAACAUUUCAUCGGGGAGGUCUUUGCUGCACGUUUCAAUGACGCGCUGGCAGUGGUGGAGAGGCUGGUUGAAGUGACUUGCUACGGCACUCAGACGAGCCUUUACGACCUGGAGACCGCUGUGCCUUCUGUGCUCAAACCAGACCUCAUCGACGUACACGCUCAGGCCCUUGCUGCUUUGCAAGCCUACUCCCAUUGGCUGGCACAGUUCUACAGUGAGGUCCACAGUCAGAAUCAGAGCCAGUUCAUAAACCUCAUCACAUCUACAAUAGAUGCCAGUAGCCCACUCAUCACAUCAAAGGUACCUGAGAAGUUGCUGCUCUCCUCGUGCCAUCUGAUGGUUUCCAUCACCUCCACGGUGCGCCCGGUCUUCUUGGUCACGCUGCCAGCUGUCCGGAACAUCUUCAACCUCAUCACAACAGAGAAUCAGCCCCGCAGACUCCCCCAAGAGGCUCACAUGUUGGUGUGCAGGGCUUUGUCCAACAUGCUGCUGCUCCCGUGGCCAAAUUUACCAGAGAGUGAGCAGCAGUGGCAGACGCGCUCCAGCAACCACGCCAGCCUCCUGGCAGCACUCACUCGAGAGUAUAAGGGAAUAAGAGGGACGGUGAACAUUACUCCACGGCAACCCGAUCUGAAUAACAUGAAAGCGGUGAUACAGCAGACCCUGCCUGUGCUCAGAGACCUAGUGGACAGCAUCUCUGGGGAAUCCACCAAAUCCCGGCAGAUCUGUUACCAGAGUCUCCAGGAGUCGGUCCAAGUGUCCCUCAGCCUUUUCCCAGUGUUUAUUCAGCAGCCAGAUGUCACCGAUGAGAUGUUGGCCUUCUUCUUGACGCUGUUUCAGGCGUUGCGAGUCCAGAUGGGAGUAGCGUUCACCGGACAGAUCAUUCAAACUUUCCUCGGCAUGUUCACCAGGGAGCAGCUGGCAGCCAGUAUUCUGCAGGAGGGCAGUGCGGGCUGCAGGGUGGUGCAGAAGUUCCUGAAGAUCCUGCAGGUGGUGGUGCAAGAGCCGGGUCAAGCUUUCAAGCCUUUCCUACCCAGCAUCCUCUCUCUGUGCAUGGAGCAGGUUUACCCGGUCGUCGCAGAGCGCUCUUCCCCAGAUGUCAAGGCAGAGAUGUUUGAGUUGCUAUACCAAAUACUUCACCAAAACUGGAGGUACUUCUUUAAAACGUCAGUCUUAACCAGCGUCCAAAGAGGAGCCACUGAGGACACCAUGGAGAACGAGGCCCAGUUCACAGCUGCCAUGCAGGCUUUUGGACAGUCUUUCCUGCAGCCGGACAUCCACAUCUUCAAGCAGAAUCUCUUAUAUUUGGAGUCGCUCAACAGCAAGCACAAGUUGUAUCACAGAAAGCUUUUCCGGACCUCCAUGCUCUUCCACUUCAUCAACGUGCUAGUGCAGGUACUUCUCCAUAAAAGUCACGACCUUCUUCAGGAGGAAAUCACCGUCGCUAUUUACAACAUGGCCUGUGUCGACUUCGAUGCCUUCUUCUCGGCCUUCAUGCCAGAGUUCCUCAACGGCUGCCAGGGUGUGGACGCCAGCCAGCGCUCUGUCCUCGCACGCAACUUCAAGCUUGAACGGGACUUGCCUUCGUUCACUCAAAGUGUGCAGCGGCUGGUGAACGACCUGCGCUACUACAGACUGUGUAACAGUAGCCUGCCCACUGGCACCAUCAAGCUAUAGCACAAUGACUGAUCCACCACUCCACACAUCAACUAUGAUCUUCAAGGACUGCCUGUGCUGACCACUUUGCUGACUCCUUCUCCAAUGCAGCUUUGCUCCGCCCUCUCAGAGUGAGGGGGAGGAGCCACACGCAGCGUGUUGUUGAGUAAUCGGAGGUUGAGGAUGCUGCUGAUGUUUCUUUUUUAUCUCUACUGUAGUAGGUUGGCGAUGUCUUUUUUUUUCUUUUUUAAAGCAGCGCCCUCCUCAUGGUUUGCCAAUGAUAAUUUGGCAAGAAAUGUAAACCUGGUCUGCAGUUGGCUUCAGUCCAGACCCGGAGCAGUCUGAGCCAGGCCUUCUCUCCCACGCCCCGCGACAAAGACGGCUGGGACUGAGCACUUUCGACUCAUUUUGAGUUUUUAAAAUGUCUGCUUAUUCAUUAUGCCUUCGAUUUUUUUCAUCUCCAAAGGAGACGGACUCUCAACUUAAGAUCUUUCAUAUCAUUCCAUUCUGAAAAAGAGAAAAUCUGCUUGAUUAAUAAAGUGCUUUUUUAGUAAAACUCAGGUAUUGAUUGAUUUGCAAGUGUUGAAACAGUAUUGAUGGUGAGAAUAAUGGUUGUAUUAAGAGAUUCAAGACUUUCCUGUAUGUUUACAAUGUUUUGCUUUACACUUGUCAAUGGAAUCUUUUGAAAAUCCCUGUUGACUUAACAUUUUCCAACUACUGAUUAUCUUUUCCACUCUUUAAUUUUAGAUGUACCUAAAAAUUAAGAACACUGCUCAAAUAUUCAGAAAGUUAGUUCUGGUCAUGUGACUUGAUCCAUACAAGGUGAUACGAACGAAUGGAUUUAUUUUUGUUCCCUUUAAACCCCAUUAGUGAUCCUCCCGGAGCCCUUUUUUAUUUUUAAGGGGCGACAGGGUAUAUUUAGGCAGAGAGGACAGGUCAGCAGUUUGUGCCAUCACUGUAUAUAAAGGCACGUUGUCUAAACGUUGAGACUGAAGAUUAUUUCUUGAAGCUUUGCACUGUUUGUCCUUUUUUUUCACCAUUCAAACUCAGGGUGACUAAUUAUUGGGAAUUAAAAAUGUUGCAUGUUUUCUAUGACUUUAAAGCAGUGGUGGAAUGUAACUAAAUACAUUCACUCAAGUAUUUUACUUGAGUAAAAAUAUGGAGGUACUUACUGGAGUAUUUUCACAUUAUGCUACACAACUACAUUUACUUAAAUAAAUACUCUGAGUAUUUUU